Prunus dulcis (almond) is the source of this 2329-nucleotide messenger RNA. Its product is annotated as probable methyltransferase PMT7. Bases 307 to 2106 code for a protein of 599 amino acids. Lineage: Eukaryota; Viridiplantae; Streptophyta; Magnoliopsida; Rosales; Rosaceae. Gene Ontology annotation, cellular component: cytoplasm; trans-Golgi network; endosome. The record is from RefSeq and is a predicted model, not a curated record. The transcript has 7 exons. Gene Ontology annotation, molecular function: methyltransferase activity.
UCUCUCUCUCACCCCAUCCAAUUUUGACCCCGCUCUCCCGCAGCAUCCCCGACCACAGAUCCCCUCCCAUCCACCCGCAGCCCCAUCCCCUCCCAUUCUGGAUAUUGUCAUAUGUGUAAAUUGAAAUUUUGUUUGAAUUUGUUUAUUAGUUUUUCUUCCCAACUUAUUCUGGACCGUUAGAUUAAAACAUUGAAAUCCAGCCGUCCAAGUUUGAUAUACUGAUACUUCAAAGCCCACCCCUGAAAUUCCCAUUGGAUCCCAUUGAUUUUGGGAAUUCAGGAGCAACCCAAUUGAGGAUUUCAGGAAAUGGGGGGUGGGAAUGUGGUGUGUUCAGCGUUUAAAUUCCAAUCGGGGCAGAUGAUAGUGGUGGCUCUGCUAUUGAUGGUCGGGUGCUUCUAUGCCGGAACUCUCUUUGGAAAUAAUGCUCCAAUUUAUGCAUCUCAACUUAGCAUCAGUUCUUCUUCAUCUCCUGGUACUUCGACAUUUACAAAUAAAGUUGCUCUUACUUACAGAAAAACACCACUUUUGAUCCCAGAGACUGGUAUGGAUGUAUGCCCAUUGACUUAUAAUGAGUAUAUCCCUUGCCACGAUGUUUCUUAUGUAAAAACUUUGCUUCCAAACUUGGACACUAGUAGAAAAGAAGAACUGGAGAGGCACUGCCCUCCAAUUGAAAAGCGCUUGUUCUGCUUGGUUCCUCCAUCAAGAGAUUAUAAGAUACCAAUAAGAUGGCCUACCAGCAGGGACUAUGUGUGGCGAAGCAAUGUGAAUCAUACACAUCUUGCUGAAGUCAAAGGAGGACAAAAUUGGGUGCAUGAAAAGGAUCAACUCUGGUGGUUCCCUGGUGGUGGUACGCAUUUUAAACAUGGCGCAGCUGAGUACAUUCAAAGAUUGGGAGAUAUGAUUACAAAUGGAACAGGUGAUCUAUGUUCUGCAGGGGUCACUCAAGUUUUGGAUGUCGGUUGUGGGGUUGCCAGCUUUUCUGCUUUUCUUCUUCCCUUGGGUAUACAAACAAUGUCCUUUGCUCCAAAGGAUGGCCAUGAGAAUCAAAUUCAAUUUGCUCUAGAGCGAGGCAUUGGUGCAAUGAUUUCUGCUAUAGCAACAAAACAAAUGCCAUAUCCCACUGGCUCUUUUCAGAUGGUUCAUUGUUCUCGGUGUCGAGUUGAUUGGCAUGAAAAUGAUGGCAUUUUACUAAAAGAAAUGAAUCGCCUUUUGCGAUAUAAUGGAUACUUUGUCUAUUCAGCUCCACCUGCUUAUAAAACGACUAAAAACUAUCCAUUAAUUUGGGAGAAGCUAAUGAAUCUGACUUCAGCAAUGUGCUGGAAACUCAUUGCUCGUAAAGUUCAGACUGCAGUCUGGAUUAAACAAGAUGAUCUGUCAUGCCUCCAGCACAACUCUGAAAAGAAGCUUAUAAAUUUAUGUGAUGCUGUGGAUGAUUCCAAGUCAUCAUGGAGUACACCACUGAAGAAUUGUAUACAAGUAAGGGGUGCACAAACAGAUUCUCCAAAACUCUCUUCUAGAUCUGAGCGCCUUUCGAUAUACACUGAGAGUCUUAGCAGAAUAGGUGUUACUCAAGAGGAAUUUACUUCAGAGACCAUCUUUUGGCAAGAUCAAGUUCGACAUUACUGGAGGUUGCUGAAUGUCAGUAAGACAGAAAUCCGAAAUGUCAUGGACAUGAAUGCUUUUUGUGGUGGAUUUGCUGUGGCCUUAAAUGCUUCGCCUACGUGGGUGAUGAAUAUAGUUCCUUCAAGCAUGAAGAAUACCUUGUCUGCCAUUUAUAAUCGUGGUCUGAUUGGUGCUUUCCAUGAUUGGUGCGAACCAUUUUCCACUUAUCCACGCACCUAUGAUCUGUUACAUGCCAACCAUCUCUUCCCCCAUUACAAGAACCGCGGAGAAGGUUGCUUAUUGGAGGAUAUCCUUUUGGAGAUGGACAGGAUAAUAAGACCCCAGGGAUUUAUUGUCAUUAGAGACGAUGAAACCAUUACAUCAAGGAUCCAGGAUCUUGCUCCAAAAUUUUUGUGGGAGGUUGAAUCACAUUUGCUGGAAAACAAAGAGAAGAAGACAGAAACUGUGUUAAUUUGUAGGAAGAAGUUUUGGGCAAUCGUCUGAACUGUACCAGCAUACAGAGCUUUGCGAAUAUAAGUUGCAGGCUUGUACCAUGAUACAUGUACUCCUGUAUCUUUGUAUGAUUAAUGACCUGGUAGAAUGAAAUCAGGUCUUUAGUAGAAUGUAUUCCUUGCUAGCUUACCAUGUCAUGUCCUGAUGUAAUGUGUACAGCACAGUAUAACUAGUGAACAAUUUUUCCCAGUCUAACUUGCACUUUUAUUCUUUA